This is a messenger RNA of Photinus pyralis (common eastern firefly), 1412 nucleotides long. Its product is annotated as chymotrypsin-2-like. The transcript has 5 exons. Lineage: Eukaryota; Metazoa; Arthropoda; Insecta; Coleoptera; Lampyridae. The coding region runs from base 663 to 1412 and encodes 249 amino acids. The record is from RefSeq and is a predicted model, not a curated record. Gene Ontology annotation, biological process: proteolysis. Gene Ontology annotation, molecular function: serine-type endopeptidase activity.
CUCUCUCUUAGUUUUUCUUGUUUCUAGCUUUGUAUACUGUGUCCUAGUGUUGCUUUGUUUUUGUUCAAUAUUUAUUGGUUGAUCUUUUACGUUAGCAAGUUCUAUAUCCAAACCCUAACCAGGAUACUAUGAAGGGAGUGGUCCUUUGCCACCCCUUGUUCGGGUGUUCUCUUGUUAAUACAAAUUAAAUCACGCACUAAAAGUGGUCCAAAACCUGCCAGACUCUCUUUUUAGUCCCUACUCUUAGAAAUUCAGAACGCUCCAAAAUGGCGUCAGUUACUUUAAUCGGCCAUCUUUAAUCAUUCCAAUCCAAUCCGAUUCGUUUAUAGCCGCAAUUCACACUGAAAAUUAAACGUUGCUAAGCGAGAGCGAGAAAAUAGCGACCCUCGAUCUCCGUUGUGAAUAUUAAGGGCCGAUUGUCCGACUUUAUUUCUGUUGAACAACUUUUUGGUUCGUUUAACUGGGGUUGGAUUAUCGCGAUAUGUAAAUGGUAAACUUAUUCUAAAUCUAAUGCACGCGAGUUGAUAUCCAGUGUGAAUAAUUCAAAUCCAGAGCGAUACAUUUCGUUGACACACUAAAUGCACACUUUAUUUAUGCAAAUUAAACCGGAGUACCUACCUAUAUAAAGGCUACGCCAAUUGCAAAAGGUAACAUUUUCGAAAAUGCGUUCUUUGAUUUUCGUUUUGUGUGCUCUGGCAGAGUUUUGCUACGCCAGUCAAAAUAAAAUAGUUGGCGGAACCGAUGCGGAAAGCGGAGCGUUCCCGUAUCAAGUUUCGUUGCGUAGAAGAGGGCGACAUUUCUGCGGGGGUUCAAUAAUCGGCGAUCGUUGGAUUUUAACGGCAGCCCAUUGCAUUUACAAGCAAAGCACCAAGGGUUUUACGGUUGUAGCUGGUUCCAACCUGCUAGAUUCUGGCGGCGCUUCUUACAAUGUCGAGGAACUUAUUCCCCACGAGGAGUACGAUCCGAAAACCAUUGCGAACGACAUCGGACUUAUCGAGUUGCACAGUCCCAUUGCUUUCAACGCUGGGGUAAGCAAAAUAGAGUUAUCUGAAGAAAAUGUUGCGGGUGACGUCGAAUUGGUUUUGACCGGAUGGGGAAUGACCAAGUAUCCCGGAGCGUCACCUAACAAGUUGCAAACUAUUAAAUUGGUGUCAAUCACGAAUGAUAAAUGCGCGAAGGAGCACCAAGACGAAGGGGAUGUUACAGAAACUAAUAUUUGUACUUUUACUAAGGAAGGCGAAGGUGCUUGCAAGGGUGACUCUGGAGGUCCGCUAGUUGCUUCUGGUAAGCAAGUCGGCGUGGUGUCAUGGGGUAUUCCUUGCGCUAGAGGUAAACCGGACGUCUUCACAAGAGUGCACAGCUAUUUGUCCUGGAUUUCCUGUCAUACCACAGCUACGUUGUGUAAUUUGUAA